GGGAGAGCGAGAGAGGGAGAGAGAGAAAGAGAAAGAGAGAGAGUGAGGGAGAGAUGCAGCAGAAGUGUGGGGGGAGUGGUACAACAGCUGGACGGUCAAUCCCCAGCACUCAGAUGAGAAUCAACAGGACAGCCAUCACCUCUACCAUAUCUCUGCUCUCCCAUUUUCAUUUCCUCUGUGCUUCAACAGUUAAUAUCUUUCUUUGUGCGAGGAAGCCCCUAAAUGAGAGAUUCUAAGGAUUAUUCCUCUGAAGGCUCCCACAAAAUCGGAUGGAUUUCCAAAGAAUGUGAAACAGAGGGCAGUCCUGUCUGCAAAUAGAAACGCAUUGGCGACUGCAAUCUUCUUCCAACAGUGCUGCAAUAGGUCUGUCGUUAGGAUUUUUAUGGGGGUUGAAUGAUUUGAACUGUUUUGGAUUCUGAGCCUUGGGAUGAGUGGAAUGGAUCUCCCAGUGGAGGACUUGAACGGUUCACUGCCACAGAAUGGGACGUUCCUGAGGAUCAUGCCCACCUCUAUCUCCACUGCCGUCGACCCCUCGUCCGGCCGCCCUGAGAACGUCUACAUCUAUGUCUCCAUCUUCCUCAGCUUGCUGGCCUUCCUGCUCGCGCUGCUGGUCAUUGCCCUCCAUAGACUCAAAAACAUCAUCUCCUCCAGCUCUUCUUACCCAGAAUGCACCAGUGAUGGAGGGAGCUCCUUCACCAACAUGGAGAUCUGUAGCCUGUCCUCCCAGAGGUCCACUGUGUCAUCCUUAUCCUGCUGAUUGACCUGACACUCAGUCUCUCUCUCACUUUCACACACACACACACACACACACACACAUACACA
Molecule: messenger RNA, 822 nt
Organism: Megalops cyprinoides (Indo-Pacific tarpon)
Lineage: Eukaryota; Metazoa; Chordata; Actinopteri; Elopiformes; Megalopidae
Product: serine-rich and transmembrane domain-containing protein 1
Exons: 2
Coding region: 428-757 (109 amino acids)
Cellular component (GO): intracellular membrane-bounded organelle
Source: RefSeq, a predicted model, not a curated record